Messenger RNA from Zychaea mexicana, 1153 nucleotides. Its product is annotated as NADPH-dependent FMN reductase. The transcript is spliced from 2 exons. The record is from RefSeq and is a predicted model, not a curated record. Gene Ontology annotation, molecular function: oxidoreductase activity. NCBI's taxonomy places the organism in Eukaryota, Fungi, Mucoromycota, Mucoromycetes, Mucorales, Lichtheimiaceae. Bases 1 to 687 code for a protein of 228 amino acids.
AUGGUUAUCGAGUUUGAUGGGCUGAGUGUAUACAAUCCCAUCAAAAUUUUGAUUCUGUAUGGUUCAUUACGCAAACGAUCGUUUUCACGAUUGCUGGCUUUUGAAUUCGGUCGCAUUCUGGAACACAUGGGCGCUGACGUCCGAGUCUUCAACCCAACGGGCCUGCCUUUGAAAGACGACAUGAGCGAAAAACAUCCCAAGGUGAUUGAGUUGCGCGAGCUAUCAAUGUGGUCGGACGGCCAGGUGUGGGUUUCCCCUGAACAGCACGGACAAAUCACAGGCGUGUUCAAGACACAAAUUGACCAUAUCCCAUUAUCGUUGGGUAGCGUGCGACCCACUCAAGGCAAGACGUUGGCAGUGGCACAGGUCUGCGGUGGCUCGCAGAGCUUCAAUGCAGUCAAUACAUUGCGUGUGCUGGGACGUUGGAUGCGUAUGGUUACCAUACCAAACCAAUCGUCAGUGCCGAAAGCUUGGACCGAGUUUGACGAGAACGAUCGUAUGAAGCCGUCUUCCUAUAGAGAUCGUAUUGUGGAUGUAGCCGAGGAGCUCUACAAGUUCACCGUUUUGUUGGGGCCUCAAAAGGAGCAUCUCGUGGACCGAUACAGCGAACGGGUGGAAAAGGAAAAGAAUGGUAGAUUGUUAAGUCAAGAAGAAAAGGAAACCGCUGCCAAGAAGAAGGACAAUUGAAGGAACGAAAAAAGAUAAUAUGCUCAAUGUACUAUCACGAGUGUAUCAUCAGCUACGUAUCUGAUUACUUGUACCAUAUAGACGACUGUAUAGACAUGCUCAAUAAUAAAAAGAUGCGGAAGAUGCUUUGUAUUAUUACCGGCCCGGAAACAUAUAUAGUUGCAGGCACGAUGCAAAGAAAGGUUUGCCAACUGUAUAGUUUGUCGUAGUGAUAGUGGAUCCCAAGAUAUCACGGGUAUUGUGCCGAGUCUUUGGACUCAGGAAAAAAGGAUUUAUUUAGAGAUCGAACAGUCUUCUCCCCAUGCAACCCCUUUCAAUCCAGUAAAUGAAUAGAUAAGCUUAUCAAAGUACCAGAUUACACUAUGACUAGCUUGCUCAUAUAAAGUUUGUCUGUUCUACCUUGCGCUGCCACUAUUGCUUAUAAUCCUUCUUCAUAAAUAAAAUUCUUGUGGAUAAGGUUGCUGUA